Messenger RNA from Penicillium daleae, 1320 nucleotides. RefSeq lists its product as uncharacterized. Bases 1 to 1320 code for a protein of 439 amino acids. The transcript has a single exon. NCBI's taxonomy places the organism in Eukaryota, Fungi, Ascomycota, Eurotiomycetes, Eurotiales, Aspergillaceae. The record is from RefSeq and is a predicted model, not a curated record.
AUGGCGAAUGAACAAGCUUGGAAGUUAAGAAAUGGCGUCUGGGAGCAAGAGCUCGGAUUUAUGACCAAGUUCUACGCUUCACUUACACCUUCUCAAGGCCACCCAAUGCAUUGGAUGAUUGCGAGUGCCGUCAAGUACAAUUAUAGCGGUCCGUCACUUCACCUUGAGGAUGCCUUCCGCAGUGCCUGGGUAGAAAUGCGCUAUAAAUACCCGGCUCUUGCAAGCCAAGUGGUUGGCCACAAAAAGGUAUACCGGGCUGUUAAUGACGACACAUUAACGAAAUGGCUUGCUUCAUCGUUCAAAAUUCACCGAGACCAAUCUGCCAAUCAGAUAUUGAGGGAACUUGUUCUGGCACCUUUCAUUACACUACACUGCUUCCCAUCGUCGAAGGAACUCAUGAUUACUACCGCUCAUACAUUUAUGGAUGGGAGGGGAAUGCUUUUACUAUAUAAUGCGUUUUUCAGUGCACUCACAAAUCCAGGUGACUUCAACCUCACGAGUGAAGCUUCCCGACUGCCAUUGACUGAAGACGAAUUACUUGGGCUUGGUGAUUCGACUGAACGCGACAGAAAGAAUGCUGUACUGCUUCUUGAACGAUAUUUGCAGGAUAAACCGAUUAUGAUGCCGGUCAAAAAUAUGGGAGGAUCUCCAGCAGGCACUUCCCGACAAGAAUUGAAGCUCUCAAUCGAGGAGACCAAUGCAGUCAUUCGCGUAUGCAAGCAAAGACACUUUAGUGUGACAUCUGCCUGGCAUGCCGCCCUGAUAUUUGCUGUCAGGAACAUUCAAGCUACUGCAGGCGAGAUAGGAACCUCCUAUACGAGUUUCACGAGCUUUGACUUGCGGCCAUACUUCCCAACAUCAUUUAACGCACAAGAGCAGCCUGUUUCUUGCUACCACACCGGGAUUCCCUUUCAUGUCACUGCUGAAGGAAAAUCAUUUGACGGCAUAUGCCUGGAGGUCCAUGAACAAUACCAGGCUGGCUUCAAGACUGAGUCUGUGAAUAUCGGCCUGCUUCCAAUAUUUGGAGAGCUAGUCACAGACUCGUUCGCUGCAGGACCGCAACUGAGCAGUACUCCAGUGUUGUCUAGCAUUGGGAUUAUGGACAGAUUUCUGAGCAGCUCAUUUGGCUCUGAAUGGAAGAUUGAGGACGUAUGGUUAGCGGAUACUAUGCAGACUCCGGAGAUCGAAGCAUUUCUGUGGUCUUGGGCCGGCCAAAUUGUACUCAGUGGAUCUUUCAACGAAGCAUUUUACGGAAAGGAGGAGGUAAUGAUGCUUUUAAAGGUUAUCAAGGAAGAACUGUUUCUGGGUUUAGGAAUAUAG